ACAGAGCUGUGCUGGCCAGCUGCUGCUGAGACAGCAGUGGAGGGCUUUGAGCUGGUGAUAGUGCUCUCUUAUGGACUCGGAGCUUAAUGAUGUAUUUUGUGAUUUCAGCUAUGAAAGCUCAAAUCGAAAUAAUUCCCUGCAAGAUCUGUGGAGACAAAUCAUCAGGCAUCCAUUACGGUGUGAUAACAUGCGAAGGCUGUAAGGGCUUCUUCAGGAGGAGUCAACAGAGCAAUGCGGCCUACUCAUGCCCCCGUCAGAAGAACUGCCUGAUCGACCGCACCAGCCGCAACCGCUGCCAGCACUGCCGGCUGCAGAAGUGUCUGGCAGUGGGCAUGUCACGGGACGCGGUGAAGUUUGGGCGCAUGUCAAAGAAGCAGCGGGACAGCCUGUAUGCGGAGGUGCAGAAACACCGGCUGCAGCAGGCGCAGCGUGACCACCAGCAGCAGCCCGGCGAGGCCGAGCCACUCACACCCACCUACGGCCUCUCGGCCAAUGGCCUCACAGAGCUCCACGAUGACCUCAGUGGCUAUAUGGACAGCCACACCCCCGACGGCAGCAAGCCCGACUCAGCAGUCAGCAGCUUCUACCUGGACAUCCAGCCCUCCCCUGACCAGUCCGGCCUGGACAUCAAUGGCAUCAAGCCUGAGCCCAUCUGCGACUUCGCCCCCGGCUCAGGCUUCUUCCCCUACUGCUCCUUUACCAACGGAGAGACAUCCCCCACUGUGUCCAUGGCUGAGCUAGAGCACCUGGCCCAGAACAUCUCCAAGUCCCACAUGGAGACGUGUCAGUACCUGAGAGAGGAGCUGCAGCAGAUGACCUGGCAGGCCUUCCUGCAGGAGGAGAUGGAGAGCUACCAGACCAAGCCCCGGGAGGUCAUGUGGCAGCUGUGUGCUAUCAAAAUCACAGAGGCCAUCCAGUACGUGGUGGAGUUUGCCAAGCGCAUCGACGGCUUCAUGGAGCUGUGUCAGAACGAUCAGAUAGUGCUUCUGAAAGCAGGCUCUUUGGAGGUUGUGUUUGUCAGAAUGUGCCGUGCCUUCGACUCUCAAAACAACACAGUCUAUUUCGAUGGAAAGUAUGCUGGGCCGGAUGUGUUUAAGUCAUUAGGCUGUGACGAUUUGAUCAGCUCCGUCUUCGAGUUUGGGAAGAACUUGUGUUCUAUGCACCUGUCUGAGGAUGAGAUCGCCCUGUUCUCCGCAUUCGUGUUGAUGUCUGCAGACCGGUCCUGGCUCCAGGAGAAGGUAAAGGUGGAGAAACUCCAGCAGAAGAUCCAGCUGGCACUGCAGCAUGUCCUGCAGAAGAACCACAGAGAGGAUGGCAUACUCACCAAGUUGAUAUGCAAAGUGUCAACACUGCGAGCGCUGUGCAGCAGGCAUACAGAGAAGCUGACGGCUUUCAAAGCAAUAUACCCAGACAUUGUGCGUUCCCACUUUCCCCCGUUAUACAAGGAGCUCUUCGGAUCGGACUUUGAGCAGUCCAUGCCCAUUGACGGGUAGCCAGUAGCCCUGCCAGGUGCCAGUGUGGCCACGCGGGGAAUGUCAUAGGGAGCAUGAAUCUGAGACACUUUAACGGUGCCCUGCACAAACCAGGACGGACGGCACACUGCACACUUAUCUAUUUUUCUUU
This is a messenger RNA of Oncorhynchus masou masou (cherry salmon), 1623 nucleotides long. Its product is annotated as nuclear receptor ROR-alpha A-like. Gene Ontology annotation, molecular function: nuclear receptor activity; zinc ion binding; RNA polymerase II cis-regulatory region sequence-specific DNA binding. The transcript has 10 exons. NCBI's taxonomy places the organism in Eukaryota, Metazoa, Chordata, Actinopteri, Salmoniformes, Salmonidae. The record is from RefSeq and is a predicted model, not a curated record. Gene Ontology annotation, biological process: regulation of transcription by RNA polymerase II. Bases 87 to 1493 code for a protein of 468 amino acids. Gene Ontology annotation, cellular component: nucleus.